AUGUCACAAACAUCAACGUGUAUCGAACUUGUAGAGUACCCACCGACCCAAGAAACGGUCACCCCACCGUCUAGCAUCCAUCCCAAAGGCAACAACACCGCGUCGUUACCUGACGGUCUUCAAACCACAAAUGCAUCAGUCAAAUCCUUCUCGGCUGAGCAGCGUGAAAGCCCAGGAAAAGGGACUACCGCUAUAGUGCUCGUCACGGUGGUGUCUGUCAGCAUGAUUAGCACCAUGUUGUCUGGAGUUACAGCGGUGGCUCUUCCAACUAUAGCUAGAGAAUUACAACUGGCACCGAAUGUGCUUCUCUGGCCAAUCUCUAUCUACGCUCUCACGUGUGGUUGUACUCUUCUCCUCCUAGGUUCUGUUACCGAUGUGGUUGGGUCUCGACCUAUGUAUCUGACGGGAUGUAUAUUCCAGUCUAUAGCCACUCUAGCCUGCGGACUCGCUCAAACAGGCACACAGCUCAUUGUUUUCCGUGCCUUCGCUGGAGUUGCCAUCUCCUUCUGCCUCCCGUCGACAGUUAGCAUCAUUACGAACACGUUCCCCGAAGGCAAGAGUAGGAAUAUUGCGUUCUCCUCAUUGGGUGGGGGUCAACCGCUUGGCUUUUCUCUUGGACUUGUUCUAGGUGGUAUAUUCUCUGAUACCAUAGGAUGGAGGUGGGGGUUUCGCCUCUCUGCCAUCGUAAACACAGUAGUGUUUGUUAUUGCACUCUUUGGGCUGCCAGAGGUCGAUGGCAAGCAGAAAAACGUACUCGCCCGGCUUAGAGAUGAGAUUGACUGGAUUGGCAUCGCCAUGGGAAGCGCUUCCUUAGCCCUUUUAUCAUACUGCUUUGCUCUGAUCUCCGAAAACACGGGAAAGAUCCGCGAGACACAGACCCUCGGGCUACUGAUGACUGCAAUCGUCCUUAUUCCGUCUUUCAUCUUCUGGGUCGGACGACAGGAGAAGCUUGGCCGGCCAGCUGUCAUUCCCAACUCGCUCUGGGGCAAUCGAAUCUUUUCGGUCAUCUGCAUCGGUGUCUUCAUUACUUGGGGUGUCUUCAAUGGCGUCGAAUCCUAUGCGACGCUCUUUUUCCAGGAAGUGCAAGAGAUCUCUGCGAUUCAGACCUCGCUCCGCUUCUUACCUAUCCCCGUUGCAGGCGCCAUAGCCAACCUGGUGGUGGCUCUGAUUGUCCACAAGGUACGAGCGGACUAUAUGGUUAUGACUGGCAUCGCGUUGACCAGCAUUGGUGCGUUGCUUAUGUGUAUCAUCCAGCCGGAGUGGUCAUACUGGACUUGCGCCUUCCUUGCCCUCUUUCUAAGUCCGCUUAGCGCAGAUGCUCUAUUCACAGUAUCGAACCUCGUCAUUACUUCUGUGUUUCCUGCGCGCACACAAGGACUUGCUGGCGGUGUCUUCAAUACCAUCGCUCAGAUCGGCAAGAGCGUUGGUCUUGCGACAAGCGCAGUGAUUGCUACGAGUGUCACUGAGCACUCGAGAUACGUGAAGAAAGAGAGUCCGGCAGCACUCAUGGAGGGCUUCAGGGCUGCGUUUUGGUAUCUGUUCGCACUCAGUUGUGCAACAGGUUUGCUGUUCACCUGGGGGUUAAGAGGCAUUGGAAAGGUUGGCCAGAAGAGGGAGUAA
Cucurbitaria berberidis CBS 394.84 is the source of this 1620-nucleotide messenger RNA. RefSeq names its product MFS general substrate transporter. The transcript has 4 exons. The record is from RefSeq and is a predicted model, not a curated record. Gene Ontology annotation, biological process: transmembrane transport. Gene Ontology annotation, cellular component: membrane. NCBI's taxonomy places the organism in Eukaryota, Fungi, Ascomycota, Dothideomycetes, Pleosporales, Cucurbitariaceae. Gene Ontology annotation, molecular function: transmembrane transporter activity. Bases 1 to 1620 code for a protein of 539 amino acids.